Messenger RNA from Rhagoletis zephyria (snowberry fruit fly), 743 nucleotides. Its product is annotated as putative nuclease HARBI1. NCBI's taxonomy places the organism in Eukaryota, Metazoa, Arthropoda, Insecta, Diptera, Tephritidae. The record is from RefSeq and is a predicted model, not a curated record.
UCACGGCUCUCGUGAACGAGUAACCGGUCGAGUAGAGUAAAAUUUCGAUUCGAAUCGAAUAGGCAAAUCAUGGCACUCGAUUCGCAAGCUAGCGAAAUUUCUUCGAUUAUUAAUCGGUUGCCAAUUAGUAAAUGUAUCAUCUUUAACCAUUUCUCAAACGUAAACAAGAAAUAAAAUAUAUACAUAUCAGUUAUUAUAAAAUGAAUAUUUCAGUAUUUUUUUAUUCGAGCUCGUCUGAUUCUGAUAAUGACGUCAGUCAAGUGCAGAUACGGAGAGGAUUACGUGACAAAAGCAAUCCCUUAAGUUUACCAGCAGCAGCAUUCAAAAAACGUUUCCGACUGUCAAAACCUGCGUUCGAGUACGUGCUUUCGGAGCUUGAGUUUGAGGGGCAUAUGUCCACAUCAGUACCCUCCGUCUUGCAAUUAGCUGCUACGUUAUCGCUUUUGGGAAGUGGAAGUUUUCAGCACGUAAUCGGUCAGGAUUACCUAAUAGGAAUGGCUCAGAGUACAAUGAGCAAGACGAUAAAAUAUGUUCUUCAAGAAGUGGAAAAUAAGCUUUGUCCGAAAUUCAUAAAAUUUGUCCCGGAAAACUCGGAAGAAUGCAUUGAUACAUUCUUGAGCAAAUACAAAAUUCCUGGCGUUGUCGGAUGUGUUGACGGAACGCACUUUGGACUACAGAAGCCUACUUCAGAUGAGCACAUGUUUUUCAAUAGGAAGGGAUUUUACAGCCCUAAUUCAAUGAUA